GCGCAAGGACUCAACAACAACUGUUUCUUGCACUACGAAGCCACCGUGGUCGUGGUGGAUGUGGUUGAAGUUGUGGUGGUGGAUGUGGAGGUUGUGGAUGUCGAGGUUGUGGAUGUCGAGGUUGUGGAUGACGUGGAUGUGGAUGUCGAGGUUGUGGAUGACGUGGAUGUGGAUGUCGAGGAUGAGGAUGUGGAGGAUGUGGAUGUCGAGGUUGUGGAUGUGGAUGUCGAGGAUGAGGAUGUGGAGGAUGUGGAUGUCGAUGUGCUGCUAGACGACGACGUGCUGGUCGAGGUGGAUGUGGAUGUCGAGGACGUGGAUGUCGAGGUGCUGCUGGACGAGGACGUGCUGGUCGAGGACGUGCUCGUCGAGCUCUACUAUGGCAUCAAGGUCGGCUUCUAG
This is a messenger RNA of Symbiodinium sp. CCMP2456, 399 nucleotides long. The record is from the annotation of a GenBank genome assembly. Lineage: Eukaryota; Dinophyceae; Suessiales; Symbiodiniaceae.